This is a messenger RNA of Penicillium chermesinum, 411 nucleotides long. RefSeq lists its product as uncharacterized. The record is from RefSeq and is a predicted model, not a curated record. The transcript has a single exon. NCBI's taxonomy places the organism in Eukaryota, Fungi, Ascomycota, Eurotiomycetes, Eurotiales, Aspergillaceae. Bases 1 to 411 code for a protein of 136 amino acids.
AUGGAAUAUCUCUCUGUUAACGGGCAGGGCAGGCUUCUCCGACGCAGAACUCGAGCCGCACCGACGAAGGCGAAAAUCAAUGAACCAGAUAACCCGAGCAGUAUCAUCAUGAAGCACCACCAGCAUAUCCACCACGGAGGCCGGAGGCCCCGUAGUCCACACAGGAUCGAACGUCAACGCGACAUUCAGCCCGAGAAAGCGCGGGCCGUCCGACGAAUCGCAUCGCUCGAUGAGAUAUUUAUCCCCAGCAUAAUGCAAGUGCCAAUCAUGACAGCAGAAAUCCAGCCGGAGAAGAUGCACAAGAUCCGUUUCUGGCAAAAUCGUGAUAUGGCGCGCUUCGCCACGCGCAUCGUAAUACGACGCGGUGUGCGAGACUCCCGACUGGCCCGCGAAGGCAUUCUCGCCCGCUGA